This is a messenger RNA of Drosophila serrata, 3705 nucleotides long. RefSeq lists its product as uncharacterized. The record is from RefSeq and is a predicted model, not a curated record. Lineage: Eukaryota; Metazoa; Arthropoda; Insecta; Diptera; Drosophilidae.
CCAAUGUAACAUCAAUUUGGUAUUUUUUGACUCUACGCUGCCCAACACUAAUCGCCGCUCUCUGCUCUCCGCUCCGCACAGUUUCAGUUUUACCCAAGAGCAAGCAAUUUGGAGCGCGCGAAGCCUAAUCUAAAUUUUAGUGAAAAGCAUUAACUGACGCCUAAUUCAUAUAAAUAACAGCCGCAAACAGUGCCAGGCUAAGCGUUAAAGUGCAAUAUUAACGAGGCAAAACCCGAAAACAGUGGAAAAAACCAACAAAACACAGGGCCAUUGGCGAGUGUGUGUGUGUGGUACAGUUGGGUAGAAAAACAUCGCCGUCGCUGGGUUGCCACCUGGUUGUCGGCUCUCCAUCAAUUGGUGCCACCACUUUUCAGCCUCUGCAGUUGUGCAUCUUUCCGAUUUUUUGUAAUCUUCAAAAGGCAUUUGUCCGCGCGCUAAUAGAAAAGGAAGUAUCGUGGAUAUCAGUUGCAAAUUGCAAGCAUAGUCUGAUUGCAGCCCUCUGAACGCAGCAGGAAAUAUUAAACGGCAGUGUGCGGGCAUUGCAAAAGCGCAGGCAGAGAGCGAACGAGCGUAAAAGAGAGCGCGUUGUGAAAGUGCUUGGCAAAAAGAAUCCCAUUAAUAGUGAAAACUCAAACGCCCGAGAAAAUGUAAAGCUAUUUUAGCUAAGGCUAACUCCAUGAAAGAUGCGAGCUGGGAAAAAACUAGGAGCUGAAAGCGGAAAGACACGUCCUUGCAUCGUCUACUUGAAGAAUCUGCGUGAGGAGGCAGAGCCCGCCGGCGGCAGACUGAGAAAGAAAGAUACGCGGGAGCUGCAGCUCCAGCAGAAGCGGGAACAGACGCUGCGAGAGACACCGCGUCGCGCCGGUCGUUCCGAGGCAGUAGCAAUCCAGAAGAAGCCAUUAGCUCGAACGCGGCAAUCAGUAGCCGCCAAAUCUCCGGCAGCAGCCGUCGAAAGUCCCCCGCCCCCAAAGGCCACCAGGGCUACGACAGCGACGACGCCCGCCACCGUCAUGGCAAAAAGACGAAGCACUUUGGUGAUGGGUAAUUCUCACCAAAAGUUGACGGGCAUCGGUUUGCGACGCGGCACCCAAACGGAGACGCAUGCCACUCCGAAGAUGUAUAAGCAGGCGGUUGCCAAGCAUAUGACGCCCAGUAGUCCGCCGCCCACCAUUGCGGCCAGCCGCUCCAGGCGCUCGAUCAAGCCGAAUCCAAAGUACGCUAGCGAGGAUUUGGUCACGCCCAAGUAUAUGGCAUCCCUGGCCGGCGAAAGCACACCCGUCUCUAGCGCAUCACGCCACCGGUCACAGGCGAAGCCGUCGUACGCCGAAAUAAACGAUCUGUUGGAUUUGGACGAGGACAAUGACGAUGAACUGGCUGAUGCCGCAUUCAAUCCGCAAUUGCACAAGUCCGACGAGGACGACGAUGAGGAGUUUAUCAGUGACGGGGAGUUUGAGCAGGAGUUGCGUCUCGAGAAGCUGCCGGUGGCGAAGCGCGGACGUGGACGUCCACCGAAGAACAAUAAUGUGAAGACGCCCAGCUCUGCGGCUGCCGCUGCCUCCACUGGCGCCGCUUCAAACCGAGUGUUUCACAAAUUGGAAGUAAACUCGGGACAGGGACGCACCGCACCCGCUACCACUAUGCAGCAGCUGCGUCGCACCUUGACCGGGACAUUGGCCCGGAAUAAUGCCAGCAUGAUGGCAGAUGGAGGAGGAGGAGUCGGAGCGAAACGGAAGCUGGAGGCUAGUGAAAGUGAAAGUCCCGUUGCUCGCAAGCGUCUGGUUAUUUCCUCGGCUGGUGGCAGCGGCCAACGCAGUGUGCCAGUGAUUAAUGGCGUCACGAAGAGGAGUACAACGCCCAUCUCAAGGUCCAAGGUGGGCGGUGCCAGCAACACGUCGAGAAUGCAACCACAGCGGUCGGCCGGUGCAGUCUUCAAGGUUAAUCCCGCCACGCCCACAACAACCAUACCGAAUGCUACGAAUUCCAGCACACGCUCCACAAGAGGCGGAACCGGUGGUGGAUCAGGCACAGCAACUGCAAGCGAAGCUUCACCGAAAGAAGAGUCUGAGGCCACAUUCACCAUAGUCAACAUCGAUGACAUUAUGAAUCAGGACGAUGUGCUGAUCAGCAGAGCCAACACUGCUCUUGCUGCGGCAGCCGCCAGAGCAGGCGGUGCUAGCAAAAAACUUGCCAAGGGUAGGCUUAGGAUUAAAGACAUCCUUUCCACCAGCAGCACAAUCGGAGCGGCAUUAGAAAAGAAGUUGUCGAGCAUGGAGAAAUCGACGACGGUAUCGAACAGCAGCAGCAUUCAGGCGGCUAAGCGAUUAAAGAUCCUGGCAAGCAAUAGCAAUAGCAACAGCAGCGGAAGCGCCACCAAGCCAAGAGCUGCCAGCCAGACGGCAACUGUGGCAUCCAAGCCCCGGCCGCGCAUACUCAACGCAGAGAUGGGCAAGAAGACUCAGCCGAUGAAGCCACUAAUGAGCAUGGGCAAGGAGCUGUGCCCCACGGACGUGGACACUGAGGAGGAUGAUCCCGAUCCAGACCUGGACUUGGACCUCGACCUCGAUCUCGAUGAGCCACCCGCAUCGAUUGUAACCAGACGCACUCUUAGGCAGGCACCAGGAUCAGCACCAGCAGAGACAGGAAACACGGCAGCAUCUAACAAGUGGAGCAGCAGCACCAGUCGGCGCAAAGUGCUCGCCACGACAGCAUCUACGGCAAAUGUCCGACCGGAGAAAAGAGUAACCAAGCUAACCGAUGACCACGAUGAGCCGGCAGUGUUCAAGAAGCCCGGCGGAAGUCCGCAGCUUCGCAGCAAGGAAAACCAUCAGCAGGAGCAGGGCGACAAGGAAGAGGCGUCGCCAAAGAAGGACACCGCCUCAACUGCUACCGCGGGAAAACAGUCCAGCCCCUCGUCUACGGUCCUCAGCAGCCCGCAAAAAUAUUUUCCCCCGGAGACAACCAUCUUCUCGGAGGAGGAGGGGCGCUUGGUAAAGAAGAUCACAUGCUAUGAGACGUGGCAUGUGAUCAACUUGCCAACGGAUUCGCCCACGUCGGCACGACAGCAGCGCACCUGCCUGGAGCUUGCGCUCGUCAAGCUGGCUAAUGUGGCCUCUCGGCUCAAGGUGCCCUCCUCCAAAUGGAGCAGCAAGGUGACCCUGUAUAAGGUCUCGCCCACGCUAAUGCAGCGCCAAUCAAUGACCAUAUUCACCGGUGAUCUGAAUGCCUACAACAUACCCGAGGAGGAUCGUCACAAGUACCAGCCGUCGUGUGUUCUAUUUCGUCGCACGGCGGCGGACAGGACCAAGUCUCGUGUGCCCUACGACCGCGCCAUUAUCUUCAAAAACAAGUGCUUCUAUGCCAACAUCGAUGGCAAACAAGUGAAUCUGCUGGGUGCCCCGGAAUCGGUUGUCACCGUCAAGGAGGUGGAGAUAUUGCUGGACAUUGUCGAUCGACUGACGCUCAAUAGCAAUCUGGUGGAGAUGGUAAACACCAAGUGAAGUAAAAGGACAAUUAGGAAUCGUAGUACAUACUGUAAAAAAUAAUUCACAUACACAUCCCCCCACACACACACACAUACUACACACAAAAAUAUGGACACACACCAAUUGGUUUUAUGCGUAAGCAAGAACCACAAACGGAAACUGUAAACGUUUACAACCUUCUUUUUUUUUGUAAAACCAUUAACUUAGUUUUAAAUUUUAGUCU